This is a messenger RNA of Capsicum annuum, 2009 nucleotides long. RefSeq names its product oxidation resistance protein 1. Lineage: Eukaryota; Viridiplantae; Streptophyta; Magnoliopsida; Solanales; Solanaceae. Bases 716 to 1729 code for a protein of 337 amino acids. The record is from RefSeq and is a predicted model, not a curated record. The transcript is spliced from 8 exons.
UUUUUUAUUUUAAAAAAUGUAAUGAGUGAUGUAUCGUAUUUAAUAUUAAAAAUAAAAUAACAAAAUAAAUAAAUAAAGAUAGACUGGAGAAAUAAAUCAAAUAAAUAUUUUUAGAAAUGAUAAAUUAAAAUAAAUAUUUUUAGAAUGAUUAUUUUCCAAUUUAUCGUCUUUUGUUUUUUUUUUGUUCAUGUUUUUCAGCUGUUACUACAAGCCGUCGGUGCUCUGCAUCUUUCUCCUCCAUUUUUUUUAGCACAACAAACAUCACAUUUUUCCUUUGACAUUCCCCUUUUCCAUCACUUUUCUUGAUUUGAGUUUCAAGAUUUAACCCCCAAAAUCUCAUAUUUUGUUCUCAAACUCUUUUUUUUUCUUUUUAAUAAUCGUGGUAUUUGGGUCAGUUUUUUUUUUGGUUCCUUGACUAAAUUCAAGAAAAACACCCCUUUUGCUUUCACAUUGCCUUUUUCAUCACUUUUCUUGAUUUGGGGUUUCUCAAAUCUCAAGUUUUGUUCUCAAUUUCCUUUUUGUCUGGAUCAGCUUUUUUUCUUUUCUUUUGAUAAUUGUGGUGUCGAGGACAGCUUUUCGUGCACGUGGACUAAAUUCAUGGGAUACGUGUCACCUUCCAUGAGCAACAACAGAUAGAUUUUUGUUCUCAAUUUUCAAGAUUCAGAAUUGGGUAAUUGUCUAGAAAAAAACAAGCAGAAAAGAGAGAGGGAGAGAGAUGUAUGCUGUAAAGGAAACAGUUUCUGAGAAACUUUCUCGUUUAUUUUCAGCUUCACCUUCUAAAUCUGUUGAUCAACAACCUCAGGCCAGGCCGUAUACAAAGGAUGGAAAAUCUAUAACAUCUAUACUAUCCUUCCUUUUACCAUCAACAUAUUUUGCGAACAUAAGAGAUCGAAGAGAGGUCAAACCACUUCAGUCAAAUUCAUUUACUUGGAGAAGUAAAAGUUUCUCGUUGCGCGAUAAGCCUCUGGAUGACUGUGAGGUUCAUGAUGAUUACAAAGAAAUACCAGACGUUCAUCGAGAAGAAGGUGAAAAUGGCUCCAUCAAGAAUUCAGUUUGCGUGAAGAAAGAAACAGUAAAUACUGACAAGGAUAAUGGAGAGCCUAAUUCUUCUGGGAGCAUUGGCAGCAGUUCUGAAACUUUUGAAGAUGCUCUUGAUAGACACAGUUUUGAGCAGUCAAUGGCCUAUCUCACCACUGAUUCUGUUUUCGUUACUCCAAAUUUAUAUGAUUUUUUCCAGUCUUCUCUUCCUAAUAUAGUGAAAGGUUGUCAAUGGGUCUUGUUAUAUAGUACGGCCAGACACGGUAUAUCACUUCGUACUCUUAUUCGCAAGAGUGCUGAUAUUUCUGGUCCUUGCUUGCUGAUUACUGGUGACAAGCAGGGUGCUGUGUUUGGUGGGUUGCUUGAGGCACCAUUAAAGCCUACUGCAAAGAGGAAGUACCAAGGAACAAAUCAAUCAUUUGUAUUCACAACUCUAUAUGGUGAACCAAGGUUAUUUAGACCAACAGGUGCCAAUAGAUAUUUUCUCUUGUGUUUGAAUGACAUCCUGGCACUUGGAGGAGGUGGAAAUUUUGCUUUAAGCUUGGACGCUGAUUUGUUAUGUGGUAGCAGUGGACCUUGUGAAACAUUUGGAAACUCCAUUUUGGCACAUGAUCAAGAGUUUGAACCGAAGAAUGUUGAGCUAUGGGGUUUUGCACACGCGUCUCGUUACCUCCCUUCAUACCCAGCCUAAAUUUUUUUUUUUCAUUUUUUUGUUAGCUAUAUUUUUGGAAUACUAUUAUUUAUUCUUUCAUGUCCAUGAAAAGCAGCUUCCUCCGUUAUAAUCCUGGAGGUUUCGUGCUGUACAUGUGACAAUUGCUGCCUAGGAAUGAGAUUAUAGCAAUUGUGAAUUGAUAUGCGUGUAGAUAUUCUUUAUCCGUCUAUUUAGCACAUUCUGAAUCCUUCCGGCCAGGGGAGGCUUUAGUGUAUGAUUAUUGUGAUAUUAUAUACAUACCAUGUAAGUAUUUUGAGUA